CAGCACUGAUCAGCUGCCUGUAAAUGUCAAUUUUCAAUGAUUGUAAACAAUUUAUUAUUUUGUUUGGCACGUUUAUAUUGUUUUCGCAUUUUAAUUCCCAAAACAUGGAAAUCGACGAAAAUAAAUUAGGUAAAUUAUCAGAAGAAUCCUUAAAACGUAAGGAACGUUUGCGUCAAUUGCGUGAAAAAGCUAAUAAAUCUGAUAAAGACACAAACAGUGAAGAAGCAGAGAAACUCCCCAAACCUAUUUUCCGAAGUUAUAAACCCCAAAAUGAAAAUACAGAAGGUGAACUUUUAGAACAAGAGCCAUCUGGUGAUAUUGAGAAAGCUGUAGAAGACCAACUCGAACUUCUGCGUCAACCUAUGGUUAUUGACGAAAUUGACAUAGCAAAUUUGGCGCCUAGAAAGCCUGACUGGGAUUUAAAACGUGAUGUGGCAAAGAAAUUAGAACGUUUAGAACGACGAACACAAAAAGCAAUUGCAGAGUUAAUACGGGAUCGACUAAAGAAAAAUCAAACCGACCAAGAAUUCUUUCAAGCCGUUAAUGUUGGUACAGCGCAUGCUGGUGAGACAACAGUGGGUGAAGAUGAUUAGUUAGUGUUAAACAUCAUUUUUAUUUAUUAUAUAAAGUUUCAUUAAAUAACAGAAAUUGUACAAAA
Messenger RNA from Zeugodacus cucurbitae (melon fly), 658 nucleotides. Its product is annotated as coiled-coil domain-containing protein 12. Gene Ontology annotation, cellular component: post-mRNA release spliceosomal complex; U2-type spliceosomal complex. Bases 24 to 593 code for a protein of 189 amino acids. Lineage: Eukaryota; Metazoa; Arthropoda; Insecta; Diptera; Tephritidae. The record is from RefSeq and is a predicted model, not a curated record. The transcript is spliced from 2 exons.